AUGUCACGGACACCACUACCAAAUGGUGACAGCAUCAACAAGCUGCGUAACCUUGUGCAAGCUCCGAAACCGGAGAUCAAGAUCAACCUUUCGACACGCAAGAAGACGUACAGCACCCUGGACCGAAUCGAAGGUGUUGUAGCAGUAACUGCACCAGUCGAUACGGCCUUCGAUGAUGUCGAAAUCGACUUCGUUGGAACAGCACGAACGUUCGUGGAACGUCUGACUUCUGCAGCAGCAGUGUCAGGACGUGCAGAAGCGUUCCACCAGUUCUUGAAGCUCACACAGCCCGGCUUGCAGGAGCACUACCCCGAGGGUGGCAUGCUUAGAGCAGGCCAGACGUACGACUUUCCGUUCAUCUUCGUGAUCCCCCCACACUUAUUGCUACGGAUUUGCCAGCAUACUGUCAAAAGUCCCAUGAUACGAGACGCACAUUUGCAGCUGCCUCCAAGUUUUGGUGAUAAAGAUCUUGACAAGUCUCAGCAAUAUGCGGAUGAUAUGGCGCCGGAAAUGGCAAGCGUUCGGUACGGAAUCUUCGCCAAAAUUUCGAAGACGAAGAUGCAAGGCGACGAGGUUACCAAGGCAUCACUGGCUUCAAAAGCACGCAGACUGCGAGUAAUACCUGCCACGGAGGAGCAUCCACCGCUCGCGGUCGGCGACGCAGAGAGUGAUUAUGUCAUGAGGAGAGAGAAGUCAGUCAAGAAGAGCGUGCUCAAAGGCAAGCUUGGCACAUUGAUAAUGGAGGCUGCGCAGCCACAAUCGCUCCGCUUGAGCUCUAGCCAGAGCGCCAGCGUCAUGGCGACGGUGAUGCUUCGAUACGAUCCUUCUGACGCAAACGCACCACCUCCGAAGCUGGGCAGCCUGGUCAGCAAGCUUAAAGCGGCUACCUUCUUCUCCAGCACCGCAAGGAAGGACUUUCCGAGCAAGCAUGCGGCAAUGCACGAUCUAUCGCAGGGCUUGCAUACCGAGCAGAUCGGCCUGUCAGCCCGGUGCAUGGCCAAUGUAGAGUGGACGAAAUGUGCGCCUUCGAAGCCGGCACCAGAGCGUCGCGACUCCGCCUGCUCCACCACCUCUGUUGGCACGGGUGGCACGCCAGCACCAAGUGACAACUACAAGGGCAAAGACUAUUACACAGCACGCCUUCUCGUGCCUAUCGAACUCCCCACCACCAAGGCUUUCGUACCCACCUUCCAUUCCUGCUUGAUCAGCCGUAUCUACCAGCUGAAGCUCGAAUUGGGCGUGCACACUGCCGGUCUCGCACCGAGCAUGGAGCUCAAAAUACCCAUCCAGAUCUCUGUGGAAGCGAACCAAUGGGACGAUAUGUCCCGAAACCGACGCGAGUCUUCGCCAGACUCGGGUGCCGAUGAGGCGGAAGUAGACGCGGACGAUGCGUCGGACUUCUUCUCCCCAAGGACCAUCAGAGCGCCGUCGGAAGGCUUCGUGGGCCGGAGCAGGAUCGGUAGUCAGGCUCCUAUCGAAAGCGCUGAACUGCCGAGCGAUGCGCCGCCGGGCUACUCGCCGCUGCCGCCAGCGUCCGCGAGAUCGGAGAUGCAUCAUAGGACGUCUGGGUUUGGGAUGCCGUGGCCGGACCACACGUACCGGGCGGUUUAG
Baudoinia panamericana UAMH 10762 is the source of this 1611-nucleotide messenger RNA. RefSeq lists its product as uncharacterized. Bases 1 to 1611 code for a protein of 536 amino acids. NCBI's taxonomy places the organism in Eukaryota, Fungi, Ascomycota, Dothideomycetes, Mycosphaerellales, Teratosphaeriaceae. The transcript has a single exon. The record is from RefSeq and is a predicted model, not a curated record.